GUUGAUGAAAAUGGAUGGGAUGCUUUAAUGCUUUCAUCAAAUGAUGGACAUGAAAAAGUAGUAGAGUUGCUUAUCAACAGCGGUGCUGAUUUUAAAAGAGUGGAUACAGAUGGAUGGGAUGCUUUGAAACUUGCUUCAGGGUAUGGACAUGACAAAGUAGUAGAGUUACUUAUCAACUGCGGGGCUGAUGUUAAUCAUGUAACCAAUAUAGGAUCGGAUGCUUUAAUGCUUGCAUCAAGACAUAGACAUGAAAAAGUAGUAGAGUUGCUUAUCAACAACGGUGCUGAUUUUAAAAGAGUGGAUAAAGAUGGACGGGAUGCAUUAAUGCUUGCAUCAAAUGAUGGACAUGACAAAGUAGUAGAGUUGCUUAUCAAUAGCGGUGCUGAUUUUAAAAGAGUGGAUACAUAUGGAUGGGAUGCUUUAAUGCUUGCAUCAAGUGAUGGACAUGACAAAGUAGUAGAGUUACUUAUCAACGGCGGUGCAGAUAUUAAAGGCGUGGGUAAAGAUGGAUGGGAUGCUUUAAUGCUUGCAUCAAUUAAUGGACAUGAAAAAGUUGUAGAGUUAUUUAUCAACGGCGGGGCUGAUAUUAAACGUGUAAAAGAAGAUGGAUGGGAUGCUUUAAUGCUUGCUUCAGAUAAUGGACAUGACAAAGUAGUAGAGUUACUUAUCAACUGCGGGGCUGAUUUUAAAAGAGUGGAUACAUAUGGAUGGGAUGCUUUAAUGCUUGCAUCAAGCAAUGGACAUGAAAAAGUAGUAGAGUUGAUUAUCAACAGCGGUGCUGAUUUUAAAAGAGUGGUUACAGAUGGAUGGGAUGCUUUAAUGCUUGCAUCAAGCAAUGGACAUGAAAAAGUAGUAGAGUUGCUUAUCAACAGCGGUGCUGAUUUUAAAAGAGUGGUUACAGAUGGAUGGGAUGCUUUAAUGCUUGCAUCAAACAAUGGACAUGAAAAAGUAGUAGAGUUGAUUAUCAACAGCGGUGCUGAUCUUAAAAGAGUGGAUACAGAUGGAUGGGAUGCUUUAAUGCUUGCUUCAGGGUAUGGACAUUACAAAAUAGUAGAGCUACUUAUCAACGGCGGUGCAACA
Molecule: messenger RNA, 1080 nt
Organism: Physella acuta
Lineage: Eukaryota; Metazoa; Mollusca; Gastropoda; Physidae
Product: ankyrin repeat domain-containing protein 50-like
Molecular function (GO): protein binding
Source: RefSeq, a predicted model, not a curated record